CGGCCAUCCUUCGAAAUUUCUCUCCCCCUUUUGACAGACAGAUACUGAUGGCUGCUAACAACAAGGCUCUCACUGCUAAGAAGGCUGCCCUUAAGGGUACCCAGGGUAAGGCCCAGCGCAAGGUCCGCACCACCACCACCUUCCACUUGCCCAAGACUCUCCGACUUGCUCGUGUCCCCAAGUACUCCCGCAAGUCUAUUCCCCAUGCUCCCCGCAUGGAUCAAUACCGCGUCAUUCGUCAGCCUCUUAACACCGAGACUGCCAUGAAGAAGCUCGAAGAUGAUAACACCCUCGUCUUCCUUGUUGAUGUCAAGGCCAACAAGAGACAGAUCAAGGAUGCUGUCAAGAAGCUCUACGACGUUGAGGCUGCCAAGAUCAACACUUUGAUCAGACCCGAUGGUCAAAAGAAGGCAUAUGUCCGCUUGACCGCUGAUGCUGAUGCUCUUGAUGUUGCCAACAAGAUUGGCUUCAUCUAAAGGUUGAUUCGAAGUUAUGUCGGCAGUGGGCCAUCAAUAAAAUAAAAACUUGUGAUAUAUUAAGUCAUUUAGGGGUCAUC
Umbelopsis ramanniana AG is the source of this 556-nucleotide messenger RNA. RefSeq lists its product as uncharacterized. Gene Ontology annotation, cellular component: cytosolic large ribosomal subunit; ribosome. The record is from RefSeq and is a predicted model, not a curated record. The coding region runs from base 48 to 476 and encodes 142 amino acids. Gene Ontology annotation, biological process: translation; ribosomal large subunit assembly. Gene Ontology annotation, molecular function: structural constituent of ribosome; rRNA binding. The transcript is spliced from 3 exons. Lineage: Eukaryota; Fungi; Mucoromycota; Umbelopsidomycetes; Umbelopsidales; Umbelopsidaceae.